Labeo rohita (rohu) is the source of this 1180-nucleotide messenger RNA. RefSeq names its product macrophage mannose receptor 1-like. NCBI's taxonomy places the organism in Eukaryota, Metazoa, Chordata, Actinopteri, Cypriniformes, Cyprinidae. The transcript has 3 exons. Bases 167 to 868 code for a protein of 233 amino acids. The record is from RefSeq and is a predicted model, not a curated record.
GCGCUCUAUCUGAACUGGGGAGAUAAACAACCAGAAGGCAAAGAUGAUUGUGCUAUGAUGUUAAAUGGACAAUUUCAUGAUUUGCCAUGUAGUAAUAACCGACAUUUUAUCUGCAACAACACAAACACAGGACUCAUCCUUGGAAAUCAGGAGAUGAAUUGGACAGAUGCUUAGUGUGAGAAACCAGAAUGAGAAUAAACAGGUUGAGCAGUUCAUUAGUGAUAGACACUCAUCUGGAUCAUGGAUCUGGAUCGGUCUGUUCAGAGACUCAUGGCAGUGGUCAGAUCAGAGUAACUCCUCAUUCAGAUACUGGAGGUCUGGUCAACCUGAUGAUUAUAAUCGUAGUGAAGACUGUACAGCUGCUGAACUGAACGUUCAGGGACGAUGGAAUGACAUCUCUUGCACCAACCAGUUUCCUUUUGUGUGGCAUGAAGAAAAACUGAUUGUGAUCACAGAGAAUCUGACAUGGCUUGAAGCUCUGAGAUACUGCAGACAGAAUCAUGUGGAUCUGGUCUCGGUUCAUUCAGAAGAGAUUCAGCGUCGUGUGAUGAAUGUGGUUAAACAGGCAUCUACUGCGGUGGUGUGGUUGGGUUUACGUCACUCCUGCACUGUGGGCAUCUGGUUCUGGGUGAGUGGAGAGGCCAUGUGCUAUCAGAACUGGGCUCCAGUGAACGGGACAUCAGAGGAGGACUGUGAACACACAGUGAGAUCUGGAGCAGUUCAGUCUGGAGGAGAUCAGCACUGGAACAGCCAUCCUGAAACUGACAAACUCAAUGUAACAGGCAAUGAGAGACGAGAGGCGAGCGGAUCCAUACGCGAGCUUUUAUUACAGGGGCGAGACAAAGACAUGGUCGUACAGGCAGGGUGAAGCAGGAGCAGACAGGAAUAUCACAGGCAAUCGUAGAGAAUAAUCCAAUACAAGCGAUAGUCCAAAAGGCAGGCGGCUAGACAGUCCAAACGAGAUAACCAGGCGGGAAAAACAAAACACUGGGAACUAGGAACUCGGAACAAGAAACUAGGAAACGCUAACAAUACAACAACAAUCCGUGACUAGCAUGGGGAAAGACCGGGGCUUUUAUGGUGCUGCUGAUUGGUCACAUGUGCUGACGCAAUCAGCGUGAUGCAUGACGGGAGAUGUAGUCCGGGGUGUGGUACAAGAGUCAGAGUGUGAUGAUGGGGC